AACUAAUUUAAGUAUAUUAUGCUUUAUAUAAAAUUAUAUUGGAUAAAAUUAGGAAAAUAAAAAAGAUGGCGGUUUUUGUGUUCUAAAAAAGCUGGGAAGCUAAUUAUGCGACGAUGGAUAUUUAAAAGCAAAAAAGAAGAGAAAGAAAUUCCCGUUUUUUAAUUUGUAUUUAUUUUUCACAAGUUGUUCCCAAUACCAGCCGAUAUCCGGAGCUAACCAACACGCCGUUUUCCUGUUUUGUGCUGUCCCGGCACCGAAAUUAAGCGUCGGGAUCGGCUCCGGACCGCCAAUCCAGUCUGCCAAUCCGCCCCAGGGGAAAGAAGUCUCAGUGUAUCAAUUGAUUUUGUUUUGUUUAGAUCAGCAAUCAACCUUCUUGCCAAUUCUAUAUAUUUAGUUUCUGAACAGAAGGAAAUAAAGGGUAAAAGCUGAUACGUAUACAAACUGCUCAUCAGGAUGACAGGAAUUCUCUUUGAUCACAAGAUCUGAAGACUUUGGGUUUGGGUUUCUUCUAAUGCAUGCAGCUGGUUUUGUUCAGGGUUAGGCUAACAGUAUAUUAUAAGGAUGGGGUUCAGAGAAGGGAACAAGGUGGAGGUUAUGAGAAGAAAUGAGGAUCGUUAUUGCUCUUGGAUUCCUGCUAAAAUUUCUUCAAUACAUGGAGAUAAAUACAGCGUCAGAUAUGACCUAUUUCUGACAGCCAAAGGAAAGCCAGUAGUAGAAAGUGUGCACAAGGAAGAUGUUAGGCCUUGUCCACCUCCUGUUCAUGGAAAGGAGAGAUGGAUUGUUGGUGAUGUAGCCGAGGUGUUCGACCUCCAUUCAUGGAGGGUUGGAAAGGUUGCAAAAGUUCUGAACAGCAAUAAUGUUGUCAUCAGACUCUUUGGCUCAAUCCAGCUUAGAGAAUUUCAUGUCUCUAGUCUAAGGGUUCGACAAGCUUGGCAUAACAAUCAGUGGGUCGUGAUUGGAAAGGUUAGUGGAAAGAAGCAAUUUAUCAAUGGCUACAACUGUUCUAGCUCCAAAUAUAACAUAGACUUAGGUUGUGAAGCACAUGGAGGUAUAUCUGAAGAUGCUUGCGCUGGACAGAGAUAUGAGCAAGAAGAUGAUCAUUUUCGCUCUUUUUCUCCUGCAAGAACUGGAAAGAAGAAUCUCAAUUCCCACUGUAUCUUAUUACCAGAUGUUGUGGUUCAAGGUACAGGAAGGAAAAGGAAAGCAAACCCAAAAGUGGAUGGAUCUUAUCAGCUAACUACAAGACCACUGCCUAGAAAGGUAGAUGCUGUUCCUUUAUCAAAAGAUAUGAUGGAUGAGAAUUGCCAGCAUUUAUCCACUAAAGGCAGAAUAAUUAAAAUUUCUGAGAUGGUUGUUAGUAAGGAGACCAAUAAUCAUGCUAUGCAUCCAUCUUCCAUACCUUUGCAAAUUAUUGAAGAGAAUAAUGCAUGCUCCGUUGCUAGUUGUAGUGGUAACAACUUACCAGAAUAUACUAAUGAGAAUACGAGAAAAUAUCCUAGAGAUAUUGCCAGUAGCUUUUUUGAUGAUGCCAUGUCUUCAUGUCCAUCUGAGGCUGAGAAAAAGUACCGAUGUGUUUCUGAAGAUGAAUUAGCUGCCAACAUCCAUGAAUUAGAACUACAUGCAUACCAAUCUACUGUGAAGGCUUUUUAUGCUUUGGGUCCUUUAAGCUGGGAGCAGGAAUCACUUUUAACAAAUCUUCGUCUCUCUCUUCAUAUUUCAAAUGAAGAACAUUUACAUCAAUUGAGGCACCUGUUAUCUGCUUAAACUUCUUGACUCCCACCUAAUGAUCCUCAUCUUUCAACAAGGUCAGGUAAUUGUAGAAAUAUCUCUAACCUUCUUUAAGGAUCUUUUCCUGAUGUACUUUGUAAAUCAUUCUGCUUUGUAGUUAGUGUAGGAGUGGUUAUAAUAGUUAGAAUUUCUGUGAACUUGGAAAUUCUCGGACUGUACUGUUGUUAGUCCUUUUAUGUAAUGUAUGUAAAUGUUCCUAGAGUAGUCAGGUACUGCUUCUUGCAAUCUUUCAGAACUCUGUGCUUCUAACUUAGCUUGAUGGCUGGUUAAUUAUAAUACUAAAACAAUUCAUCUCAUCAUUGAAGUAACUUUUCCGUUGAUUAUGGCAUUAUGCUAAAGUUGCUUCUGCCAACAACCUACUUACAAUUCCACUUUGUGAAAAAAUGGCAUCAGAUUAAGUUAACCAAUUGCAUUAAUGAGAGCUAAACUAUUUGAGUUGCUUAAGCAUCAGAAGCAAGGCUGUUCUCUUGCAUAGCUCAAAGUUAUCAGGAGUAUGAGAAUUUCACAUAUUUUUAAAGUGUGUGCAAGGGAUAUUUUUUGUUAUCUAAAUAGAAUUUCAGCUAUUUAUCACACAAAAUAAAAUAUGUAUUUUCCUUGAUACAUCAAUAGAUUAAAUGUCAUCGCGAGUUAUUUAUUUAGUUAUAUUAAGAGGGUAAGCCUUGGCGCAACGGUAAGGUUGCUCAAUUGUGAUUUGGAGGUUAUGGGUUCGAUACAUAAAAGUAGCCUUUUCGUAUGCAGGGGUAAGUCUGCGCAUAUCCAAGCUUUCCCAGGUCCUGCAAUUGUAGGAACCUUGUGCAUUGGGCUACCUUUUUUUAUUUAUUUACUUAUAUUAUAAUCAUGCUUUUGAUUUUGCAUAUUUUCAAGAAGAGGAAUUAUCAGAUCAUCAAUUAACAGUUAUAUGUAUUUGUGAUGUCAUAUUUCAAUAUGAUGAAGUGCAUGUUGCUACCUGUGCAAAAUGGACAGAUGCUGGCUUUUGAGAGGUAGUGUAGUGCUAAGAGGAGGAUAAUUCUCUUUCUGAGAAAAUUUGAGUUGCUUUAAUAUGGUUGGAUAACGAAAAUAAAGAGAAAAUCCUCUUAAAGAUUUCAUGAAUAAUGCUUCAGACAACUACUCACUUAUCAUCCUUCUCCCUUAAGGGAUGUAUCGCAUUGCCCUCUAUAAGGAUUUUUUUGCAUUCUUUUGUGUGAGUGCUGAUACUAUACCAGGCGUCCAUAGUUCCGCUAUCAUAUGCUGAUGUCCACUAGAUGUUUUUUUGAUCAAAAUCUCAACUAAAUAUGUGGUUUAAGAAAAGUCCAAGACAAGUGAGAAAUGCUUGCAUGAUUUAGUUUGACAUUUGUAAGAAAGUUUGUUCGGGCUGUUCUGUUACUCAGGCAGUCGACUGAAAGAUUUUAAAGUAUGGAGAUCUAUAUGGUUGAAAUUACUUGGAGUACACAAUGCGAAGAACCGUGAAAGGUACUUGAUAUUCUUGAUUGAGAGAUAGGCUGCAAACCAUGGGAUCAAAUGUACCAGAUCUCAGGACCUAGACAUCUCUCAAAUGUCCCUUCAAAAAAAGAGCCAUCUCUCGCAUGGUCUCUCAAAUGUCGGAAAACUGCAAGAGUGCUGAAGAAUUUAAUAAUAAUGUUGCAAGAAUAAAAGACUUAGAAGAAGCAACAAAAAUGAAAAAUGGUGUAAAUUCAGGAUAGCUAGGCUUAUGACCAAAGUUGCUGUUUCAAGCUGUUUGAUUAGUGCAUGCCUUCUGCCUAUUUUUCAGUUUCAUGGAAAGGUCCAUAUUGUUCUCCAAAAAAGGGGGGUCCAUAUUUUAUUUCCUCAUUAGCCUAGGGUUUUGGGUUAUAUUGAAUGAAGGUUCUCAGAGUAAUUGAAGCUGAUUUUUAUCUAUUUCAAGAAGAGAGGUGUUGAUUAGUCUACUCAUCAGUCUCUUAUGAGGCUCAAGAAAUUGUUGUUAUAUUUCAUCAUUAGUGGGUUUGGAGCUUUAUUUAUGCUUCUGAAAGCAAGAUUGCAUGAACCCCUCUGGAGCUGGCUAUCUCCUACUUGGUGGUAUUGCAGAAUAGGUACCCAGUUGUUACAUAAACCCAUCAUAGGCAUAAAAGAGGGAACAGCCAUGAGCAUGAAAAGUACUUAAAUUGUUAUAUCUCAAGGCAAUUUGCAGUCUCACGAGUAAACAACCUAAUUGUAAUACUGUCCAAGAAACUGAUCAGUAUAAGGGUUCGAUGUGUUAUUUCAUAAGGUUGAAUGACCUGUCUAUAAGGUAAUUGUUGAGGAGGCAUGUAAGGUAAUUGUUGCACAUGUACGUAUACAAGGAGUGGGCUAGAUGCUAAACAAAAUUUCUUGUUCAUGCUACUGUAGGAUAUAGUAAUGUUUGCCUUGUCUAUUAUCCAGUUCUUUACUGUUUCAUCAUGCAAGCUCAUCUUUAACAUAGGACUUUGCCCAUAAUUUCCUAGCACAAGAUUUAUUAUCAUCAUUAUAUUCAGCUGUAUGUUUGGAUCCAUGUAAGCCCUCCAGGUUUUGAUAACAGAGCUUUAAUGCUUACAUAGUGGAAUCCUGCCUUCACACCGUAAGUAUGGAGCUGCACCUUACAUUUGCAGGUAUGAUUACAGCUAUAAUCUGACAAAGAAGGUACUACGCUUCUUGUUUUGUAAUAUAUAAGCUCUUUCUUUCAUGUCAUUAUCUGAGUUUUUUUCACUAAAACAUCCAACUUUCUGGUUCAACAUUUUACAUCUUUUACAUAUAUUAUGUCUUAGUUAUCAUAUGUUGUAACCAAACCUUGUUUAGAAAAUAUAAUAUUUCUUUGGAGAAUGCACAAGAGAAGGGCUCAUCAUUGA
This is a messenger RNA of Phoenix dactylifera (date palm), 4604 nucleotides long. RefSeq lists its product as uncharacterized. The record is from RefSeq and is a predicted model, not a curated record. Lineage: Eukaryota; Viridiplantae; Streptophyta; Magnoliopsida; Arecales; Arecaceae.